UCGCUCGCUCCCAGCCCGCUCCCGCUCGCUCCCUGCCCACUCCCGGGGGGACGUUCCGCGCCGCGGCCCCGCGGCCGCCGCUUCUUUCACACUUUAGUUGGGAGCUGCGCGCCGCGCUCAGUUACUGGAGAGCUGGCCGCGCGCCGUCGCCUCCCGCACGCACGCACGCGGCCCGGGCUCCGGGGUUCUCGGCGUCUACUCGGAGCGGCGGGGAGGAGGGGGACACCCGGACUCACUGUGGGGAGGCGAAGGAAGAGGAGAGGAGGGAGGAAGAGAAAAGGCGAGGAGGAAAGGGGCGGGGGGCGGGAGGCUUGCCACCUUCAGCCCCCCCGCGAGCGCCCAAGGUGCACACAUCCUGACCAACUCAGCAGGAAGGUGGAUUUUCUUUGUGUUUAAAGAAAAAAAAUGUCCCCGUGUCUGUAGAGAUGAUUUGCAGUUCAGCCCGGCUGAAGCUGACCGAAUGAGACUAUGGGCUGUGCCUCUGCCAAGCAUGUUGCCACUGUUCAAAAUGAAGAGGAAGCCCAGAAAGGGAAGAACUACCAGAACGGAGAUGUGUUUGGCGACGAGUAUAGGAUCAAACCGGUGGAAGAGGUCAAGUACAUGAAAAAUGGGGCAGAAGAGGAGCAGAAAAUAGCAGCCAGGAACCAAGAAAACUUGGAAAAAAGUGCCAGUUCAAACGUAAGACUUAAAACUAAUAAAGAGAUUCCAGGAUUAGUUCAUCAACCCAGAGCAAACAUGCACAUCUCUGAAAGCCAACAAGAAUUCUUCAGAAUGCUGGACGAGAAAAUUGAAAAGGGUCGAGAUUACUGUUCCGAAGAAGAGGAUAUCACAUAGCACCCAUCCUACCACUGAAACCAGGAGCUACUACUGUGUAAAUAGGUUACACCCCAGUUGAAAUUCUUGCAAAGGUCGGUUCUCUUCAGCGAACAGCACUAUAGCAAAAAGAAGAUCGUUCCAUAUCGUAUGCCCCAUUAAAUUACAGUGUUUCUUAAUGAACUUGCAAAGGAAUAUUGCUAAAAACAAAUACACACACACACACACACAAACUGUUCUAGAACUUUCUUUGUUGCUGCUAGUUAAAACUUGUUGCAACUUCUCACUUCUCUUGUGUCCAGGUAUGCAGCAAAAUUCUGCAUUUUCAUCUUAAAGAUCUUGUUGGUUUUCCAGAUGCUCUCCAAACGAUUUUCUAUAUAAGAUGAGGUAGUGGUGAACUCAGACAUCCAACUUCUGUUGUAGAACUGUUCUGCUUCUAAGACAAGCAUCUCCUUCCCUCUCUCCUCCCUCUCUGCCUCUCCCAAGCGGUCCAGAGCCUUGCUUCCCACUGCCAAUGCUGCGCUUUGGAGACGGGAUGGUUGCUGUGGCAAGCCUGGUUUCUCUGCUAAGAAGAGGUAGAGAAGCCAUUACCCAUAAAGAGCCUGUGGGGACGGGACUGCCGGAGUGACGUAGGCGCGAGCGACAGGUGGUUUCCUUGACGAGGUGUCUUCUUCGAGGAUUAAGCUUGCAACAUUAGCUUUGCUCAGAUGCAGUUGGAAGUGUGAUCACAAUCAUUUUGAAUCCCUCUUCCCCACUUUUUUUUCUAAGAAAAUAAACAUUUUACUGUUUUUAUGUA
Messenger RNA from Mustela lutreola (European mink), 1609 nucleotides. It is a transcript of the gene C14H1orf21, whose product is annotated as chromosome 14 C1orf21 homolog. Lineage: Eukaryota; Metazoa; Chordata; Mammalia; Carnivora; Mustelidae. The transcript is spliced from 6 exons. The record is from RefSeq and is a predicted model, not a curated record. Bases 469 to 834 code for a protein of 121 amino acids.